CGCGGGGCACACAUAGCCCCGUGUGCAGGGCAGGGCUGGCCCAGGCCGCUCACACUGUCAUCCCUGCAGGUCCAGCACCGCCCCACCAGCAUCGAGUGGGAUGGCUGCGAUCCCCAGAAGCUCUACACCCUGGUUCUCACAGACCCAGAUGCUCCCAGUAGGAAGGACCCGAAGUUCAGGGAAUGGCAUCACUUCCUGGUAACCAACAUGAAAGGCAACGAUGUGAGCAGUGGGACUGUGCUGUCGGAUUACGUGGGCUCUGGGCCUCCCAAGGGAACAGGGCUGCACCGCUACGUGUGGCUGGUGUACGAGCAGCCGAAGCAGCUGUCCUGCAAUGAGCCUGUACUGUCCAACCGCUCCGGGGACAAGCGAGGGAAGUUCAAGGUGGCUGCUUUCCGCAGCAAGUACGGGCUGGGGGGGCCUGUGGCAGGCACCUGCUACCAGGCAGAGUGGGAUGACUACGUGCCCAAGCUCUACGAGCAGCUGUCGGGGAAGUAG
Molecule: messenger RNA, 498 nt
Organism: Acanthisitta chloris (rifleman)
Lineage: Eukaryota; Metazoa; Chordata; Aves; Passeriformes; Acanthisittidae
Product: phosphatidylethanolamine-binding protein 1-like
Exons: 3
Biological process (GO): negative regulation of MAPK cascade
Source: RefSeq, a predicted model, not a curated record